ACAGAGGCAGGAACCUUCUACUCUCAGUGCUCUAUCCUAUUAUAUUCAUAGAAGGUAUCUAGUUAUUUAUUAUCUUAACAACUCACCUCCCCUUUUUGUUACCUAUUAUUGGACACAAAAUGUCUUCCCCAUCCAAUUCCUCCCACGCCGGAAAGCGCAAACGUCCCGCAACAGCGAGCUCUUCAAAGAUGGACGAGAAUCCUUUAUUACAACCAUCCUCGAGAGAUGCAUCUGGCGAAGACGGUGAUACGACAGCACCAGAGUCUGGAAGGUUAUCGCACCGCAAAAUAGACUCAACUUCCAAUGCCAACCCGGCCAAACGUCAACGUGCCAAUUCCGAUCGCGCCUCCGCCCUCGAGGCAGCCGGCUAUGCAGCAGAUCUCGGCGAGCCCAGCGAUACCACCGAAGCGAGCAUUGACAUUGCCGAUCGCGUUACGAGAAAGAGCAGGAAAUCUACUGCCAUCAAGGAUACGAUACAGGAUGAAGAAGAAAAGAAGAAGCAAGCCGCUAUGCUGCCUCCACCAACCGGUCGUCUUAUCCACCCUGUUGGAUACACAACAAACCCCCCACCUACUGGCCGUACUAUAAGGGUAUAUGCUGACGGUGUUUUCGACUUAUUCCAUCUUGGCCAUAUGCGCCAACUCGAGCAAGCAAAGAAGGCAUUCGACAAUGUUCACUUAAUAGUUGGUGUCACUGGUGACGAUGAGACGCAUAAGCGCAAGGGUCUUACCGUGCUCUCGGGCAAGGAACGCGCCGAAACAGUCAGGCACUGCAAGUGGGUUGACGAGGUCGUUGAGAACUGCCCCUGGUGUGUGACGCCCGAAUUUUUGGACAAGCAUCAGAUCGACUAUGUUGCCCACGAUGAUAUCCCCUACGGCGCCGCCGAGGGUGAUGACAUUUAUGCCCCUAUCAAGAAGGCGGGCAAAUUCCUCGUCACACAACGAACUGAGGGUGUGAGCACAACUGGUAUCAUCACCAAGAUUGUCCGUGAUUACGAGCAGUACAUUGCGCGUCAACUCAAGCGAGGAACCUCACGACAGGAGCUCAACGUGAGCUGGCUCAAGAAGAACGAGCUCGACUUGAAGCGUCACGUCCAAGACCUUCGUGAUAAUAUCCGAUCGAAUUGGACUACGACCGGCCAGGAGCUUAGUCGUGAACUCCGCCAGUACUGGCCCGCAAGUCGACCCCAGAGCCCAGCUCCGGGUGGCCGCUUCAACAUACCCUCUACUCCAGGUGCGAACGGCGAAGGCAGUCUGCGAGAGGCUGCUACUAUGGCAGCCGCUGCUAAGUCCCCUACCACACCGGGCGCACCGGGCGAGAGGCCUGCUCCCAACGAAUUUAUUACUGGCUACACUCUAGGCUUGAUUGGUGGCGUGAGAUCUUGGAUGACCAAGAACCGACGCAACCUUCGUGACAGCCGGCCGCCAAGUGACGACGAUUCAGAGAGCGACGAGAAAGCCAACGAACGUGGGCGACCAGUCGCGUCCGCUAGCUAGUUACUGAGACCACUGGGCCGCCUUCACGUCUCCACACUAGGCACGAGACCUUACGAUGGGGAUAGCCAGUUCGGUUCGGAGGAUGAGGGUGACGCGAGCAGAUCAGAUUAUGAUGAUUAA
Hypoxylon fragiforme is the source of this 1616-nucleotide messenger RNA. Its product is annotated as Nucleotidylyl transferase. Gene Ontology annotation, biological process: CDP-choline pathway. The transcript is spliced from 4 exons. NCBI's taxonomy places the organism in Eukaryota, Fungi, Ascomycota, Sordariomycetes, Xylariales, Hypoxylaceae. Gene Ontology annotation, molecular function: phosphatidylcholine binding; choline-phosphate cytidylyltransferase activity. The coding region runs from base 120 to 1496 and encodes 458 amino acids. The record is from RefSeq and is a predicted model, not a curated record. Gene Ontology annotation, cellular component: nuclear envelope.